ACCGGACACACACUAACACACACACACACACACACACGCUGUGAACACACACACACACACACACACACACACACACACACACACGGAGCGGCGCGCAGUCACGGUGGAUCAGGGUCGGUGCGCAGUUACGCAUUAAUCCGUGAGUUCAUCCAGUUCCUGCAACUUUUCAUCUCUUUCUGAUGAUUGUAACUAUUUAUUGAUCAUCGGAUCUGUUGUGGAUUGUCGGAUCUGAUCGGCUGGAGUAUCAUGAUCGGGGAUUUUUCAUGAAUCUGCUCGCUUUCUUGGAGGAUUUCUCACCGGCGCCGAGCACGAUGGAUGUGUUACUCUGACCCCGACUGUCCCGGCUUCCACCGCGAGUGCAGGCCACUGAUUCUCACCUGUAUUUAUCUGAUUGAUUUGGGAUUUGAACCCUUGUUUGGAAACCUCUUGAUCUUGGGAAAUUCAUCAUGAACUUUAUGGUGUACUGGGUACAGUUGGUUUUGGCAGCUCUGCUGAACGCGUCCGUUCUGAAGGCCGCUUCCAUACCGAAGGAGGAAAAAAGUAAAAAUGAGGUGGUGCAGUUUAUGGAGGUGUAUAAGAAGAGCAGCUGUAACCCGCGGGAGCUGCUGGUGGACGUGCAGCGCGAGUACCCACACGAUACCCACUGCACCUACAUCCCGUCCUGCGUGGUGCUGCAGCGCUGCGCCGGCUGCUGCAACGACGAGGCGCUGGAGUGUGUUCCCACGCAGACACGGAACGUCACGCUGGAGGUAUACAGAGUUAGACCAGAGAUAGCAGAACACAAAAUACAGCUGAGUUUCACUGAACACACACAGUGUGACUGCAGAGAGAAACCAGGAGUCAGAACAAAAAAACAAUACCACUGUGAGCCCUGCUCAGACAGGAAGAAGCGCUUGUUUGUGCAGGAUCCUCUCACCUGCAAAUGUUCCUGCAAACUGACACACUUGCAAUGCCAGUCCAAGCAACUGGAGUUAAACGAGCGAGCUUGCAGGUGUGAUAAACCGAGGAGAUGACGAGGGCGGGGACGAGGGCGGCGGCGGCGGCGUGACUCUGGUCUCGUGCACUGAAUGAAGGAAAAUAUUUUAAUUUCGUGGCACUUUUUCAACCUGUGGACCAGACUGUACACACACACACACACACACACAAACACACACACACUACAGUGACGUCACUCACUGUAUGUUUGAAUAGAUUAAUAUAUGAACGUAGUUCUGCGUGGGCGUGGUCCCUGUAAAGACGACGACGGCGAUGUGUAAUGCUGCUAUAGAGACGCGAGGUCGACGGCGAGACACGGGCGUCGGCGCCGAACCUACAGACGGACGGGCGGGGCUCAUCGAGGCUGCUGUGGAUUUAUAUUCAUUCAUUCGUUCAUCGACGGAGCGAAACGCAGAGACGCACUCUGAUUGGACGAGGAGACACGUGGGCGGGGCAAUUCUGCGGAUCAGCUCCACUAAUGCCCCCCAUGGACCGGAGGUGUAAAUAAUACAGGGAGAUGAAAGUUAUUCCAGGUUCAUCAGGACUCACCGUGAUGAGAGAGAUUCUGCAGUUGAAUGACAGUGUGUGAUGAACUCGUCUCAUUAUCCUCAUUUCCAAAGAGGAACCACUUACACACACACACACACACACACACACUCACGGUGUGAAAUCCCUUCAGUCCACGGCUCCUAAUUUAUAGACUCUCUUCAGUAUUGGCUGUAUUUUAUUGAAUUAUUUAUAUGCAGUGUUAUUAUUAUUAUUAUUAUUACGUCUGACGUUUUUUUUGCUGUUUCGUCUCGUUUGCUCACACCGACCGGCUGCAUUUGUUUGUUUCCUAAAAGAACGAUAAGACUUCAACAUUCCUCCAAGCUCACACUAAAAAACGCCACCAAACCAAACACAGGAGACGCUUCAGAAACCAGAGACUCACCACUGUCCAUCCCACCACUACAUUCUUCUAUUUGUAUUAGAACCUCAUUAUAUUUUAAUGAUAUAUUUAUUUGUGCGGUAAAGAUUUAAAUAUUAACACUUUUGGUUUUAGCUUAACAUUAUAUAUUUAUUUUCAAAUGAUAUUGUUUUUUAUUAAACUGAAAAAUCUACA
Trichomycterus rosablanca is the source of this 2077-nucleotide messenger RNA. RefSeq names its product vascular endothelial growth factor Aa (gene vegfaa). The transcript has 7 exons. The record is from RefSeq and is a predicted model, not a curated record. Gene Ontology annotation, molecular function: chemoattractant activity; growth factor activity; heparin binding. Gene Ontology annotation, cellular component: membrane. Bases 447 to 1013 code for a protein of 188 amino acids. NCBI's taxonomy places the organism in Eukaryota, Metazoa, Chordata, Actinopteri, Siluriformes, Trichomycteridae. Gene Ontology annotation, biological process: vascular endothelial growth factor signaling pathway; induction of positive chemotaxis; positive regulation of mast cell chemotaxis.